Molecule: messenger RNA, 783 nt
Organism: Ochotona curzoniae (black-lipped pika)
Lineage: Eukaryota; Metazoa; Chordata; Mammalia; Lagomorpha; Ochotonidae
Gene: GARIN5A
Product: family with sequence similarity 71 member E1
Exons: 4
Coding region: 72-533 (153 amino acids)
Cellular component (GO): nucleus
Source: RefSeq, a predicted model, not a curated record
CCGCCUCCCGCGCCCCGCCAGGGGCGGGGGCGUUGCGAUGAAGCGGGGGUUCGAGGCUAAGCCGGCCCUCGAUGGAGCAGGUGACCCGCUCGGGAGAAGUCGCCAACAAGGUGACCAUGGCGGUGGCAGCGUCCAGCCCGGCCUUGGAGCUCCCAGACCUGCUGCUGCUGGCCGGCCCCGCCAAGGAAGACGGACAGCUGCAGCUCCUACGACUGUCCCCCCUGCAGUUCAUCCAGCUCUUCAUCCACAAUGAGAGGCGGCAGCAACUCAAGGUCAAGUUCUGCACGGGCCGCGCCUUCUACCUGCAGCUGCGUGCGCAGCCCGAGACCCGCAAGCGCGAGUUCGGCAAGUGGGUGCGGUUGCUGUACCGCCUGCGCUUCUUCGAGGCCCAGGGCGCCGUGCCCUUCACACACGACCCCUGGGCACUGGGGGAUGACGAAGAGGACGAGGACGGGCCCUGCCAGGAGUGCGGGCAGCUCCCAGCCAAGGAGGCCAUACUGGACCCUCAGACUUCUGAGCUCUGGGGGCUCUGACUACAUCCCGUGUGGUCAGGGUUACCUAAGGACCAGGGCCGGAGGCCCCUGACGCCAGGGCUGCCCAGGGCCCACAUCAGAGUUCACAGUCCGGCCACCCUGGAGAUUUCCCAGGGACUGUCGGACAGCCGCGUGGAGCACCCUUCCCGGCAUGCCUGCCUCACACCGUCCCUCCCCUGUGACUCCUGGAGUUGCUACAGCACCAGCCUGCAUCCCUUCUCCCCCGGCGGCUGCCUCUUUAAAGUAGUCG